GCUCAAGCUUUAUUACCGUGAAGGGUGAACACACCCUAAAGUCGACCACAAUUUGGGGAUAAAUUAGUCCUACACUUUCUCAGCAAAGUGGUCCAAGGAGUCAUAUAGAAAGCAGAAGAACGGCAGAGGAGGAAAGGAAAGGAGGCAAAACAACUGGCGCGUACCAAGUUUAAAAAUCGAUAUGUAUGAAAGCCAAGACUGAGAAACUGUGGGGAAAAGGAAAAAACGCUGGGAAAGAAUUGAGGGGAGGAGAGAUAGAGGGUGUAUGAGCAGAGAGCACAGCAGAACAGGGACAUAAAGAACAAAAGCCCUAGCCGAGUCUGGCGGCGACAAGGAGGGAGCAUGGGGUGUUUUGAAUAAUUAUUAAAAUUAGCAUGUGUCUGCGCCAUCCUGUGGGUGUGGUGCAUAGAGGAGUGUAAACUCUAGCAGGGCUGGAGCAAACAUUGGAUUAUAGGCAGCGAGCCUGCCAGGCAGAGGAGUAAAGGAGCCAGGCGCGGGAGGCACACGGGAAGCAGGAUGGCUUCGUCUCAAGGGAAGAACGAGCUGAAAUUCGCCGACUGGAUGGCAACUUUGCCGGAAAGCAUCCACAGCAUCCCCCUCACCAAUUUAGCGAUCCCAGGAUCUCAUGAUUCCUUCAGUUUCUACAUUGAUGAAGCCUCUCCAGUAGGACCUGAACAACCAGAAACUGUUCAGAAUUUUGUCUCUGUUUUUGGAACGGUGGCCAAAAAGCUGAUGAGGAAAUGGUUAGCAACUCAGACGAUGAAUUUUACUGGUCAGCUGGGGGCCGGGAUACGGUACUUUGACCUCCGGAUUUCCACCAAGCCCAGGGACCCUGACAAUGAACUUUACUUUGCUCAUGGUCUGUUCAGUGCCAAAGUGAAUGAAGGCCUAGAAGAGAUUAAUGCCUUCCUCACAGAUCACCACAGGGAGGUGGUCUUCUUGGACUUCAACCACUUCUAUGGAAUGCAGAAAUAUCAUCAUGAAAAACUCGUCCAGAUGCUGAAAGACAUCUUUGGGAAUAAAAUGUGCCCAGCAAUUUUUGCCCAUGAAGUGAGUCUGAAGUACCUGUGGGAGAAAGAUUACCAAGUCUUGGUCUUCUAUCACAGCCCCGUGGCUCUGGAAGUGCCCUUUCUCUGGCCUGGGCAGAUGAUGCCAGCUCCCUGGGCCAACACAACAGACCCUGAAAAACUGAUCCAGUUUCUCCAGGCGUCCAUUACUGAGAGAAGGAAGAAGGGCUCUUUUUUUAUAUCUCAGGUGGUGCUGACCCCCAAAGCUAGUACUGUGGUCAAGGGGGUGGCCAGUGGUCUCAGAGAAACUAUCACAGAAAGAGCUCUCCCCGCCAUGAUGCAGUGGGUCCGGACUCAGAAACCUGGAGAAAGCGGCAUCAACAUUGUCACUGCUGAUUUUGUAGAACUUGGGGAUUUUAUCAGCACGGUCAUCAAACUCAACUAUGUCCUUGAGGAAGGAGAAGCAGACACAACUUGAUAGUACUGUUUGAAAUGGCCAGGAGUAAAAUAGAGAAGACCAAUUGUAUUAGGCAUAUUAUCUUAGAACAUAUUGAUCUUCUAUGCCACUGAAUCUUGGAAGUGUUUAGGGCUUAGGGUGGGUGGGAAAAGGGGGGAAAACAUUUUUUUUUCAGUGAUUCUCAUCAUGAUCUGCACCUCUAUAAAUAUUUCAUGUUCCCAUUUGAGAAACCAAGUCUAUUCUUGUAUCUAGUGUUAGGGAUAGAAAAGACCUGUUCGAUGUUUUAUCACAAUUAAUUGCUGUGGCUUCUAUUUAUGAGUGUCUGUUUAAUUGCGUUUUCUACUUUCAAGAUUAAGAUACAUGCUCCACCCACCAUGCCUCUCCCAUUUAUCAAAGUCAGCAUAAGGCAUGCAACAAUUGUAGACCUGACAUGAGAUUGAUUCAGGUAGAUGUAACUUAUUGGCUUUUGGAGACUUAAUAAAAUAUGAAAAGCCUGCCCAAUUUUGUAGUUAGAUGGCUGGUCAGUCCCAGUCCCCGCCCCCAACUCCAGUUUUGACCCAAUAGAAAAUAUAGACUAAAAAUAUUUCUAGCAUUAGUAAACCCAGAUAGCAUAAUCAUUCAUGUGUGUGUGUGUAUGUGUGAAAGGAACAGGAUCUGCAGUAUUUCUAUUUAAGGCAGCUAUAAAUAUAGAGUCAGAACUUCUUCUGAUAAAAACCUGAGUGCCAAUUCUACAGCAAAAAAUAAUAAAAAUAAAGGGAGAAGGAGAUGCUGGUUAAGGUGUAAGUAAUCCCUUUAAAAAAAGAAUGCCGGUCUUGCCAUUGCCUGGAAAUGAUAGGUCACCACAAGUGACUGGGAAUCGGGACACCCUUCCUUACCAGAACUCUUUAAAGACCCCACCUUCUAGAUAUUUCUCUGUUAAGUCAAUGAAUAUCUGAUAAAAAACAUGUAUAUAUCAGUGAAAUAAAAACCCAACUUGGCUGAUUAAUCUCAACAACUGCAAUGAGACAUGAAUGAAGGAAGAUAAACUUUUCUGUUGCCAGUAGACUUGUUCUAGAAGAUAGGGCCUAAGUUUUUAGAACAAUUAAGCACCAAUCCUAAGUAGAUGUAUAUUUUCUAAUGUGGACCAGUGAAUUAAGUCUUAGUCUUUCAAAUUGGAGGUCUAAUAGAGACAGAAGGAUGGCAUAUGGUCUAGAGAAGUGGUUCUCAAACUGUGUUCCCUGGCACACAUGAGGCAGGGCACAUAAGUCAUCCCUGGGGGUUCAUU
This is a messenger RNA of Dromiciops gliroides (monito del monte), 2728 nucleotides long. It is a transcript of the gene PLCXD3, whose product is annotated as phosphatidylinositol specific phospholipase C X domain containing 3. Gene Ontology annotation, molecular function: phosphoric diester hydrolase activity. NCBI's taxonomy places the organism in Eukaryota, Metazoa, Chordata, Mammalia, Microbiotheria, Microbiotheriidae. Gene Ontology annotation, cellular component: synapse. Gene Ontology annotation, biological process: lipid metabolic process. The coding region runs from base 517 to 1485 and encodes 322 amino acids. The transcript has 3 exons. The record is from RefSeq and is a predicted model, not a curated record.